AUGAAUAAUUGGAACAGGAAUCGCAUCCAGCUACUGCUUCCAGAUUAUGCAACAAAGAUCCUCUGCAUCAAACUCAGUCUCUUCAAGGCUCCGGACAAAUGUGUCUGGCUAGGCACAAAAUCAGGAGACUACACAGUCAAGUCAGGGUAUUACACUGCUGUUGUGAAGAUCUGGCAUCUCGCCCCUCUUACUUCUGAGGUGGACUACAGAGGAAUCAUAGAUUUAAUGUCGGUGUGGCCUUCUCUAUGCUCGCAAAAGUGCUUACCUUUAACCGGUAUUCUCGCUGGUUCCCUGGUUCCUUGGAUCUUGUGGGCAAUUUGGAAGGCAAAGAACAGAUUCGUCUUUGAAGGAUUCUAUGCUACUCCCGAAGACACCCUCUCCUCUGCUAUCAUCUUGGCACGCGAGUGGAGCAAUAACUGCAAACCAGAGCCUGCAGUAAACAAGCGCAGUUUCAGACAGAUACCUGAGGCUCGCAGCGAGACCAUGAUAGUAAGAUCAGAUGCAGCCUGGAACUCAACUAGUAGGAAGCAGGGUUAG
Messenger RNA from Brassica oleracea var. oleracea, 537 nucleotides. RefSeq lists its product as uncharacterized. Bases 1 to 537 code for a protein of 178 amino acids. The transcript is spliced from 2 exons. The record is from RefSeq and is a predicted model, not a curated record. Lineage: Eukaryota; Viridiplantae; Streptophyta; Magnoliopsida; Brassicales; Brassicaceae.